UCCUCCUUCACCUUCCCCAAGACCUGCUCCGAUACCUGCGUGAAGACAUGCUCCUGCUCUGAGACCUGCUCCGAGACUUCCUCCUUCACCUUCCCCAAGACCUGCUCCGAUACCUGCGUGAAGACAUGCUCCUGCUCUGAGACCUGCUCCGAGACUUCCUCCUUCACCUUCCCCAAGACCUGCUCCGAUACCUGCGUGAAGACAUGCUCCUGCUCUGAGACCUGCUCCGAGACUUCCUCCUUCACCUUCCCCAAGACCUGCUCCGAUACCUGCGUGAAGACAUGCUCCUGCUCUGAGACCUGCUCCGAGACUUCCUCCUUCACCUUCCCCAAGACCUGCUCCGAUACCUGUGUGAAGACAUGCACUGAGACCUGCUCCGAGACUGGCUCCUUCAACUUCCCCAAGACCUGCUCCGACACCUGUGUGAAGACUUGCUCUGAGACCUGCUCUGAGACUUCCUCCUUCAACUUCCCCAAGACCUGCUCCGACACCUGUGUGAAGACUUGCUCUGAGACCAGCCCCAAGCCCUGCUCUGUCUCCAACCCCAAGUCCUCCUUCAGCUCUUUCUCCAUGACUCCAAAGCCCAUAAUUGAUCCUCGCCAUUGUGGUACAGUUGCUCCUAAAGCUUACAGUGUCUAUGGCUGUGGUUUUGGAGAGAAGACACGUAUCUCUACCUGCUCUUAUCAGCUGAAUGCUUGCUUCCCUUGGAAGCAGGUGGGACAAGGUGGAAGAUUUGGCGCAAGAAUCAUGACUGGAGGGUGUUAUGACUACCUCCAGAAGGGCGAGAAGGCCACCAUGCAAGACUUGAAUGACCGUCUGGCAUCAUACCUAGAUAAGGUGCACUCGCUGGAGGCUGCCAAUGCUACUUUGGAGAAGCAGAUCCGGGAGUACUAUGAAAAGAAGGGGCUGAUCUGCCAGAGGGACAACAGCUGCUACUUCAAGACCAUCGAUUGCCUUCAGGAAAAGAUUAAAGAUGCUACUGUCAACAAUGGCGAAAUCCUUCUGCAGAUCGACAACGCUAAACUGGCUGCUGAGGACUUCAAGAUAAAAUAUCAGAAUGAGGUGAUGAUACGGCAGAGUGCAAAAGCUGAUGUUGAUAACCUGCGUUGCAUACUUGAGAAGACAUGCAAAGUAAAAGCCAACCUGGAGACGCAGAUCUGUGCUUUGCAGGAGGAGCUGGUGUAUUUGAAGAAAACUCACCAGGAGGAUGUGGCAGCACUGCUGUGUCAGCUGACGGACAAAAAAGUGUGUGUGGAAGUGGAUGCUGCUCCUCAGCAAGACCUGAAGAAGGUUUUGGAAGACAUCCGUUGUCAUUACGAGACCAUCAUAGACAAACAUUGCAGAGAACAGGAGUGCUGGUUCAAAGAGAAGAUGGCAGAUCUGUGUAAAGAUGCAGCCACCAACACAGGCUGCCUAGAAACCUCUAUAUCCCAAAUCUCAGAUUUGCGACGCACUUUGCAGCGUCUGGAAAUCGAGCAACAGUCUCAAAUCAGAAUGAAAAGAGCACUGGAGUGCUCACUGUUGGAAACAGAGGCUAGGUACAGCACUAUGCUAGCAGGUUUCCAGAAACAUAUCGACGCAUACGAGGCAGAGCUUUGUCAGGUGCGCAGUGGCAUUGAGCAGCAGGGCAGAGACUAUGCUGCACUCCUGGACAUCAAAAGCCGUCUGGAGCAGGAGAUCGCUACCUACAGGUGUCUCCUGGAAAAGCAGGACAUUAAGUAA
This is a messenger RNA of Carassius carassius (crucian carp), 1722 nucleotides long. Its product is annotated as keratin, type I cytoskeletal 19. The transcript is spliced from 6 exons. NCBI's taxonomy places the organism in Eukaryota, Metazoa, Chordata, Actinopteri, Cypriniformes, Cyprinidae. The record is from RefSeq and is a predicted model, not a curated record. The coding region runs from base 571 to 1722 and encodes 383 amino acids. Gene Ontology annotation, molecular function: structural molecule activity.